This is a messenger RNA of Colletotrichum karsti, 3036 nucleotides long. RefSeq names its product serine/threonine-protein phosphatase pp2a catalytic subunit. The transcript is spliced from 10 exons. Gene Ontology annotation, biological process: mitotic cell cycle; peptidyl-serine dephosphorylation. The record is from RefSeq and is a predicted model, not a curated record. Gene Ontology annotation, cellular component: cytosol. The coding region runs from base 1 to 3036 and encodes 1011 amino acids. Lineage: Eukaryota; Fungi; Ascomycota; Sordariomycetes; Glomerellales; Glomerellaceae. Gene Ontology annotation, molecular function: protein serine/threonine phosphatase activity.
AUGUCGGAAGAGAAGGAGAGGAGCAAGAUCUCGCUGAGAAGCGGCAAGAGGAAGGGCCCCCGCCCCCAGAUCAGUGCACCGCGCCAGAUCUCGGAGCCCAUUCUACAGGAUGGAUCAGGUCCGGUGCGGCCUCCCGGCUCGAGGCCCAUGGCCGACGCGGGACCGGGACAGGUGCAGCCGCGACCUCGUCCGCCGCCGCAGGCCGGCGGAUCCAAGACAUCCGACUUGGUGAAGCGACGAUACUCGACCAGGUUCAACGCCCUUCCGAAUGAUUUCGAUGUGAACAAUCCACCGGUACCGUCGAUGCCAUCCCUCGACAAGUACGAGACUCGCCAGCGAAACGCGCGACCGCCUCCCAGCCGAGGAGGCGAUGCAGGUCCUGCUCCCGUCGUGGAUGUGAAGGCUCUGAGGGAUCCCAACUUGGCCCCGGAUCAAUACGUCGCCAGCUUGCUCAGCGAAGCAUCCGAGGAUCAGAUCCGCGAAUUCGAGGACAACCUGCGUGGCCUCAAAAGCCGAGCCAACGCCGAUCUCCAGCAGAACGUCAUGCAGAAUCGCACGCAGUUCAUCAAGAUCAGCAAGGAGGCCGAGAAGCUCAAGGGCGAGAUGCGAGCGCUGAAGAGCCUGAUGACGGACCUCAAGCUGAACACCACGGCACUGAGGCAAGCCUCCAGCAACAACAAUAAUAACGAGUCUCCGGGCCUCGGUGGAGAGCUGUCGACCGGCAUGAGCAAGAGGGAUAAGCGCAGCUCGGUCGCCGACCGAAGUGCCCUUUGGAAUUCCCAAAUGCAGGCGCUGUACAAGAACGUUGAAGGAUCCCAGAAGUUCUUGCCUAACUCUGCUACUCGUCACGUCAUCCAGAACGCUGGAGCUUGGAUUGAACUGGACAACGCUACCUACAAGUCUCGUCGCGCUAUGCAGAUAUUCCUGCUGAAUGACCACCUCCUUAUUGCUAGUCGCAAGAAGAGAAAGGCGGAUGUGCCUCCUCGCGAGGCUACAGGUCCUCUGGUAAAGCUGGUGGCCGAUAGAUGCUGGCCUUUGCUCGACGUCGAAGUUGUCGAUAUGGCAGGUUCCAGUGAUUCUUCGACGACACGAAACAAGCUGGCCGAUGCAGUCAUGGUCAGAGGUGUUGGGCAAGAGUCGGUCAUUUAUCGCACUGAAAAGCCCGAGGACACGGAGAAGAACAGCCUGCUUCUUAACAUUCGCAAGGCGGUCGAGGAGCUACGAAAAGAACGGCAGUCAGAACUGGAAGCGAACAAUAAAGCCAAGGAGACGAUCAACUACUUUGCGUCUCGGGAUCCUGGCUUGCUCCAGAAAACGGAGCUGCUGGAGACGCUGUCCGAUAUCAAAGACAUGCUCAUCGAUGUGGAUGGAAAGCAACAGAACCUCCGAUGGGUAGAGAGCCAGAUGGAUGAGCUGGACAUCGACGUCGCGCUUCAGAACUUCGAACCGGCCGUGGGCCGUGUCGAGAAGCUCAAGAACCUCGCUCGAAGCCUGAAGAACAACACGGUGGCGCAGGACUUCAUCAGCUUCAAGGUCGAAGAACGAAACACAAAGCUGGCGGGCAUGAUCAUCCGCGAGUUGGAGACGACACACAACGCGCCGACAAAGAACAAGCGCAACAUCUCCUGGCUGGCGCGGCUCGGGUACGAGGACAGAGCACGUGAGGCCUAUCUGGCUGCCCGGCACGACAUCAUCCAGAAACGAUCGAGGCAAUGCAUUUUCCAGGGUGACCUCCACCAGUAUAUCUGGGAGAUCUCGUUCGUCUACUUCUCCCUCAUCCGCAACACUGUGGGCUGUUUUCACUCUUGCUUCCCACCGCCCAUGAUGAGCGCCUGCGUGAAGUGGGCCAAGGAAGAGGUUGAAACGUUCAACAGCAUCCUCGCGCGACAGCUUAGCAGCACCGAACGCGGCGGCAAAGUAUGGAACGAGUGCAUGGAGCGCGCCCAAGAACACGCCCAGAUGCUCAACGAAGUGCAGUUGGACUUCCGCAACCUCGUCGGUAAGGACCUGGACAGCACGUUAGGAGUUACCAGUCCCACGCCUUUCAGCAUGGAUACGAACAUGGAAGAUGUUGGGCGUGUCCCCGCCGAUCUGCCCUCUACCCAGAAUCUCGAGCCCACCACGAUCCCGACCCUAGAUGGCUGGAUUGAGAGCCUCAUGAGCUGCAAGCAGCUUGUCGAGGCCGAUGUUCAGAGGCUUUGCGAGAAGGCACGGGAGGUCUUGCAGGACGAGUCCAAUGUGCAACCAGUCAAAUGCCCGGUGACGGUGUGCGGUGAUAUCCACGGCCAAUUUCACGAUCUUAUGGAGUUGUUCAAGAUUGGCGGUCCCAACCCUGACACCAACUACCUUUUCAUGGGUGACUACGUCGACCGAGGCUACUACUCCGUCGAGACCGUGACUCUCCUCGUCGCCCUCAAGAUCCGAUACCCCCAGCGCAUCACCAUUCUCCGCGGCAACCACGAGUCCCGCCAGAUCACCCAAGUCUACGGCUUCUACGACGAGUGCCUCCGCAAAUACGGCAACGCCAACGUCUGGAAGUUCUUUACCGACCUCUUCGACUACCUCCCCCUUACCGCACUCAUCGACAACCAGAUCUUCUGCCUUCACGGCGGCCUGUCGCCUAGUAUCGAUACCCUUGACAACAUCAGGGCUCUGGACAGAAUUCAGGAAGUUCCCCACGAGGGCCCCAUGUGCGACUUGCUCUGGUCUGACCCCGAUGACCGCUGCGGUUGGGGAAUCUCGCCCCGUGGUGCUGGUUACACGUUCGGCCAGGAUAUUUCCGAGGCUUUCAACCACAACAACGGGCUGACACUCAUCGCACGUGCUCACCAGCUUGUGAUGGAGGGAUACAACUGGUCUCAAGACAGGAAUGUCGUCACAAUCUUCUCUGCACCCAAUUACUGCUACAGAUGCGGUAACCAGGCGGCGAUCAUGGAGAUCGACGAACAUCUCAAGUACACAUUCUUGCAAUUCGAUCCCUGCCCGAGAGCCGGCGAGCCGAUGGUCUCGAGACGCACACCCGACUACUUCCUCUGA